This is a messenger RNA of Cryptococcus deneoformans JEC21, 1601 nucleotides long. Its product is annotated as expressed protein. Lineage: Eukaryota; Fungi; Basidiomycota; Tremellomycetes; Tremellales; Cryptococcaceae. The record is from RefSeq and is a predicted model, not a curated record. Bases 30 to 1496 code for a protein of 488 amino acids. The transcript is spliced from 2 exons.
CAGAUAUCAUCUUGAUCCACUUUUUUGACAUGUCUGUCGUUGUGUACCCGCAGGAAGACGAAGACUGCCCAUCGUUCUCAUCUACAGCCCUUCAGAUUCUCACUCAGGAUGUAUCUUCUCUCCUUUCCCUUUCUCUCGAGACGACAGCUUCUGUCCUUCACGACUGGUUCCGCUCUUCGCUCGGCAUGGUUGGGUUCGGAGGCGACUUUGCACCUCGAGAUCGGCAGAAACCGGACAGCGAAGAGGAGAGCGGGAGGGGUUUGGCCGUUGUUAUUGUCGGUGCUGGUGAAGCCACCGGCCAAUCCCUUACGCUUCACCUCGCCAAAUCAGGGUACACAGUCUUUCCCUUUAUCCCGCUCCCCUCGUCUUCCCCCUCCAUCUCUACGUACAAUGACACUUCAUCUGCACCCACUGACGCACUAUCCAACAUCCUUCUCACAUGGUCCGCCACCCGUAAACGUCUUUGUGCGCGGAUGCCGAACCAUCCGGGCGCGGUGGUACCUAUCAUCGUCGAUCCUGAGGGUGUGAGCGGUGAAGGAGAAGUGGGUGAGCUGGCGGAUGUCGAGAAGGAUAGGAAAGAGGGAGAGGAAUUUAUAUGUGGCAGGUUUGCACAUGCGGGCGAGACGGUGAGGGCGUAUAUCCGCGAGAAUGAAUUAACCCUCGUCUCGAUCAUCUGUAUCUCGCCCUCACCUUUGCCUUCUCCCGCCACGCCCCACCUCUCCCUCUCCCCUCCCUCUCCUCUUUCGACGCACCCCCCCUCCCUCACCACCACCGCUACCGACCUGCUCCUCCCACGGGAUUCGCUGGUGAAUACCCCCGAAUCAACGCUGCAUUCAAUUUACCGCACAAACGUCCUCGAUCCGGUGAGCGUGGUGAGAGAGUUAUCGGACGUGCUUGUUUCGCCGCUCGGGUUUGGGCCCGAGUACUGGGGCAGGGGGAGAGGUAAGCAGAGUCAGGGAAGAGUUAUAUUCAUCAACCCUUCCCCCAUUCUUUCCCCAUCGUUGCAAGCAGGCUCAUCAGCCGGCGGACACGUCGAUUCAAUGAAUCGACACCACCACCGCCUCUUUCAAACGACAAACCUAUCAAGCGUGAACAGCGUGAACAGCCUGACGACAUCCCUCCGCAGCGCUACCGCCCGUAUACUGCGGGAUGAACUGUCCGUCCUAGGGGUCGGGGUGUGCGAGGUGGUGGUAGGUCCUAUGUGGGAGAAACCGCGGCUGGCUCGAUGUUGGGGCGGGGGCGAGGAGGGUAGGAAGAUGGACAUGCCGCCUACCCCUGGCCCCACCCCGACCAGGCUGCUCAUCCUCUCCCGCCUGUGGGCAGUCGACGACGCCCUCCUCUUCGCCUCUGUCCGCCGCGCACUCGAAGAUCGAUACCCCCGAUACCGCCACUAUGCCGGUUUGGGUCCCCUGGUGGAUGAUCUGGCGGGGGCGAUACCGGGCGGCGGGGUGAUGACUGGCCUGGGCAGGUGGGUGGUCGGUAAGGUUUUGGGUUGAGUUUUUUGCGUGUUGUUGUUGUUGUUGUUGUUGUUGUUGUGAAAUGUGUGCGUAUGUAUAUCAGAGUUUUAGUGGUUGUACCCAUCUUUUGGUGCUAAAGGAUAU